Molecule: messenger RNA, 2031 nt
Organism: Lathyrus sativus (Indian pea)
Lineage: Eukaryota; Viridiplantae; Streptophyta; Magnoliopsida; Fabales; Fabaceae
Source: the annotation of a GenBank genome assembly
AUGGUAAUGAUAGAAAGGAUGAAUGGUAGAUCACAAUCUGGUUCUGACUGGAUAAUGGAAAUUAAGGGAAAGGUUGAAAAUCCUGUGAGAAAGAAAAGGAAAAACAAAAAACCAAAGAAAAGGGAAUACAAUGGAUGGGGAUCAACUUCCCUUAUUAAGUUUCUCAAAUCCAUUGGUAGAGAUACAAGCAACAAGAUAAGUCAAAGUGAUGUCACUGAAAUUAUAAAUGAUUAUGUUAUGCAGAAUAACCUUUUAAAUCCUGCAAAAAAGAAAAGAAUUCUGUGUGAUGAUAGGCUCCAGAUGUUGUUUAGAAAGAAGAGCAUUGGCCGGUUUAUGAUUAGUGGCUUGCUCGAGUCACACUUUCUAGAGAACUGUGGACAAUCUGAUGAUGAACUUCUGUUUGACUCAGAAGAUGAUGAGUAUGCAUGUGAAAUCCCCAAACCAGCGCCUUCGGAGAGGAAGAGUCAACCGAGGAAACAUGUUGUGGAAAAACCAAGAAGCUGUUUUGCCGCUAUCAAUCCUUCCAACAUCAAGCUUGUUUAUUUAAAGAGGAGUCUAGUUGAGGAACUUUUAAAGGACCUUGAAACUUUUGAGACCAAAGUACUUAGAAGCUUCAUAAGAAUCAAGUGUGACCCAAAUGACUACCUUCAGAAAAACUCACACCAGCUUCUGCAAAUAACAGGUAUAAAGAAGAGCUCAGGAGUGGAUGGGGAAAUUCGCUUGCAAGCUUCUGGUUUCAUUAAAGACAUCAACAUUAAUAUGCUAUCGGAUGAUAAUUUCUCUGAGGCGGAGUGUGAGGAUUUGCAUAGAAGAGUAAAAGACGGCUUACUCAAAAGACCGUUGAUUGUGGAUUUGGAGGAAAAGGUUAGAGUGUUGCAUGAGGAUGUAACUAAACAUUGGCUUGCAAAAGAACUCACCAUAUUGCAGAAUCUUAUUGACCGAGCAAAUGAAAAGGGUUGGCGAAGAGAAUUGGAAGGGUACUUACAAAGAAGGGACAAGCUUAAGAAUCCGGAGGAGCGUGAACGAUUAUUGCGUGAAAUUCCUGGAGUUAUUGCAGAAGAUCUAGAAUCAGAAUCUACAACACCAGAUGUUCCAGUUAAGAAACUCAAAACCAGUUUUCAAGAGUUUUCAGAGACUACCUGUGCAAAAGCAUCAUUAGCGACUGAGGUCCCAAAGGCAGUUGCAGAUGAUUCUCCAGAUGAGUUUUCAGACGAAGAAAAAUGGUUAUUCCAUGGGAUUCCCCAAGUUACUACAGGUUAUCAAGACUUUUCAGAAUCCAAAACACUAGAAGUUCCAGAACAGAAGGCAGAAAAUGAUAUGCAAGGUUUUCGGGAAGCUACUUGUACAAAAGAGUCUUUAGCGACCGAAGUUUCAAAACCGGUUGCUAAUGGUUUUGCAUGCAGGGCUACAAAUCUGUAUCUUGCAGAUCAAACAGAACAAGAAAAUGAGUCACCAAAGUCGAUUCUCAAUCUUAGUGGACCAUCAGAAGUUCCUCUUUUCAACAUGGAAAUUAAUAGCACUGCAUUGAAUUGCAUUUCUCGUGACACUUCUGCAGUAAACCAAUGGGCUAGCGUGCCUGUUCAACAGCAACCAGCAAAACCAACAAACUUCGCAUAUAAGGAUGGUGUAUCAAUGCCGGCCAAAUCAAAUGGAGUUAAGAUUGGAGAUAAGAUCUCUCAAGCACCAACAGACAAUCAGGUACGGCCAGCUAACAUUCAAAUUAUAGAACUGAGCGACGAUGACGAUGACGAGGAAAAUGAAAAACCAAGCACCAUAAAACCUAUUUAUGAAAAACCAAGCACCGGAAAACCAGUUCCUGCACCAGUUCCAGCUGAGGAGUUACAAUCCUUGAUCUGGCAUUACAGAGAUCCUCAGGGACGGGUGCAAGGACCUUUCUCCAUAGUUGCUCUAAAAGGUUGGAGGGAUGCUCACUACUUUACUCCAGACUUCAAGAUUUGGAGGGCAGACCAAGGCCAAGACCAAAGUGUACUAUUGAGGAAUAUUCUUCCCAAGUUUUUUCCCUUUGGAUAA